This is a messenger RNA of Macroventuria anomochaeta, 1908 nucleotides long. Its product is annotated as NAD dependent epimerase/dehydratase family protein. The record is from RefSeq and is a predicted model, not a curated record. The transcript is spliced from 6 exons. Bases 449 to 1564 code for a protein of 371 amino acids. NCBI's taxonomy places the organism in Eukaryota, Fungi, Ascomycota, Dothideomycetes, Pleosporales, Didymellaceae.
CGCAAACACGAUGAGAUGCAUGGCAUCAGCCACAAGCUCCACAGUCCGCGGCGGGCGUGUCUUCCUUCCCGAUCGAAACAAUGCCUUUAAUUUUGCUCCGAAAGAGUUGUCGUGGCCACGGAUUAAAUAUUGGCUUUGGGCUCCCACCAUUCCAGCGGUCUGCACGUCAAUGAAUCGCGCUCGUCAACUGAAAGUUGUAUGACAUCUGCGCCGCGGCAUUCGAUCUCUCUUGGACUACUCCUCCGCAGAUUUCUCCGUCAAAUUUGUAAAACUCACCAGAUACCUAUUCCUGCAGUCACGGCGCGGCCUAAGUCCUGAGCGUGGCGAUCAUUCACCAACGCUCAUCUCCCGGGUUUGAGAUUACAAUAGCACACACAGCACACGACAAUAUCCACGAAAGAGCACUUGCGCUGGAAGCAUAGUACUCUGAGCGUGUGCGCCUGCAAACAUGUCUACCGAAGGGAAGCCAGCGGUCCUGAUAAUAGGCGGCCUGGGCUACAUCGGACGAAACCUCGCAAAAUACAUCCACGACAGUAACCUCGCCUCCGAAAUCCGCCUUGUCGACAAACACCUGCCCGAGCUGGCAUGGCUUGCGCCCGAGUUCAAAGAGGCAUGUUCGAGAGAGCGCUUCAUGCAGGCUGAUGCCUCGCAAGAACGCUCACUAGCGCGCAUAUUCGACCGCGAAGGCGGCAAGGAAUUCGACUUCGUAUUCAACUGCGGCGGCGAGACACGCUUCUCACAAGACGACAAGGUCUAUGAACUCCGAUCCCACGCCCUCUCCAUGGCUGUCGGCCGCGAAGCCGCAAAGCGCAAGGUCCAGUGUUUCCAGGAGCUCAGCACAGGCAUGGUGUACAAGCCGGAGUCUGCGCCGCGCAAAGAGAUGGAUAAGUUGAAGCCGUGGAACAAUCAGGCGAAGUGGAAGCUCAAGGCAGAGGAGGACUUGGCUAAGGUCGAUGGGCUUAACCUGAUGAUUAUGCGGAUUGCGCACGUGUAUGGGCCGUAUACAGGGAAGUUCCUUAGCACGGCGCUGUGCAUGGCGAGGGUGUAUCAGAGCAAGGGGAAGGAGAUGAGGUGGCUGUGGAAAGAGGAUCUGAGAACGAACACAGUGCACAUCGACGAUGUAGUACGAGCGUUAUGGACAGGCGCUGAGUGGUAUGUCAAGCAGGCGAAGAAGACACCAGCGCCCAUCUACAACAUUGUGGAUCACGGAAACACCUCACAAGGAGUCGUCGCCAAGAUCAUGCACGACGUUUUCAACAUCGAGACUGGCUUCCACGGCACACUGAUAUCGGCAUUUGCACGGCUUAAUAUGGACCACGUAGUUGAUGAAGUCAACGAUGAGACAUUGGAUCCGUGGGCAGAGUUGCAGAAUGCAGCUGGAAUCAGCCAGUCGACGCCUCUGAGUCCGUUCAUGGAGAAGGAGUUGUUGAAAGACACAGAUCUGAGCAUGGAUGGUAGUGCGUUCGAGAAAGACACAGGGUUCAAGUAUACACACGAGAAGCUCACAAAAAAAGGCGUCGAAGAGGUAAUCGAAAGCUACAAGAGACAAGGCUGGUGGCCAUGAGACAACAUCUUUCUCUCCUUACUGAUCGAUACCCAUUCAACAUCACGACGCUUUCACGGCCGAUAUUCGCAUGAUCAUACCUCUUCCGCCUCCGACUUUGUUUGCAUCUUCAGGCUCUGACUACGGCAAGCUACGGCAUUGCAUGUUCUGCAUCUUUUCGUAUCUAUCUCUUGCACGUUACUACUGUGUAUAAUAUCUUUGCACCGUUGGACGUUUCGUUCGAGUUGUCUCUGGUGGUAUCUUUUAGCUUUUAGUCUCGCUUUGUAAUUACUGUUCGCGUUUUCGUUGUUGAUUCUGCAUGUCUGGCUUGAGAUUACAUACCCAAACCAAGCAUUCGUAUCUUA